UCGAGCUAACAACACUCUCGGCUGGGCUUACAGAUUCAGCUUUUACUGGAAAUUUUAACCGCGCCCAGGAGAACUUACAAGACUGGAUAAAAUGCUGUUAGUGAGGCACAUUUUUCACUAAUGUUCAUUAUUAUAUAUUUUUAGUAAAAAUAAAUAAAUAAACGCCUCUGUUUGUCCUCCCGACAUUAUGCUAAAUUAGCCUACCAAGCUAAUUAGCUAGCUUCUCUAUACUCGCCUAUUGUUUUUAAAUAAACAACCCGGUGAAUUAGCUUUGUUUGAGACAACCUGACCAGUUGAUCUUCCGGACUUUAGGAUUGGAGAAAAAAAAAAGAAGGAAUGGUGCAGCCCCAGCCUGAUGGUCCGAUGCAGUGGGACAUGUCGGGGGAGGACAGCGGGGGGGCCCUCAGGGUCCCACCAGAGCUCGCUGGCAACGAAGUGGUGACCAGACUGCUGUGCGACAACCAGCAGCUCCGAGAGGCUCUGCGGCGGAGCAACCUCGCCCUGCGUCAGCGCUGCGAGGAGAUGGAGGGCUGGCAGCGGAAAACCAGGGAGGAGCGAGAAUUCCUCAGCUGCCGUUUCCAGGAGGCCCGGGCGCUGGUGGAGCGGCUGGCCCAGGAGAACCACUCCUUACACAGCAUGGUCAACCUGCCGGCGGCGUCGGCCUCCAAUCACUGCUGCAACUCCAGCCAGACCGAAGACUUGCAGGGACGCCCCGCCAAAAACGGGCCGGUAGAGGGGCCGCAGACUCUGGAUCAGUGGGAGAGAAAACGGGUCGAGGACACGGAACAGCAAACCCAAACCACUCCGCUUCGCAGCCUGCCAGUGGAGGGCGCAAACGAGUUCCUGCAGCUGCUGAAGACCCACAAGGAGGAGAUGAAGGAGGGAACGAGGGAGCUCAGGAGGAAGAAUGAAGAACUGGAGUGGAAGAACGGAGAGCUGGAGAGGAAGAUGGAAGAGGGAGAGGUGGAGAAGGAGCGAAUGCGCCGCUGCAUCGACCAGCUCCGAGCCAAGCUGCUGCAGGUGCAGGYGAGCGGCGGCUCUGAAGAAACCGUUCAGCUUCGCGCUGAGGCGCAGCAUUCCUCCGACUGUUUUGGCCUGGCUAAACUCACAGAGCAGCUUCAGGCCACACAGGGCAGGUAUCGGGAGCUGGAGGAGAAGCUGGAUUACCUGCAGAAGAGCUCUGCUCAGCGGGACCGGACAGAAGCUCUGCUCAAACAGAAGGACAAGGACUGUGCUCAGCUGGCCAAAGACUGCGAGGCCCUGAAAGCCCAGGCAACCUCCCUGCUAGGAGAGCUGAACGAGAGGCAGAGCUGCCUGGAGAAAAGCGAGUACGAGCGCAAAAUUCUGGAGGAGAAGCUGGUGGGUAAGGUGAAGGCACUGCAGGCGGCGGAGCGAGAGCUGGAGCAGCAGAAGACGCAGCACAACGUGGCCAUGGACAAGCUGCUGCUGCAGGUCCAGGGUCUGGAGCAGGCCCUGAAGACGGAGAGGCACACCGUCACUGAGGAGAAGAAAAAACUGACCCAGCUGCAGCACGCCUACACGUGUCUGUUCAGAGACUACGAUUCCAAACUGAAGAACGAGGAAGGAGACCUCAGCAGCCGACUGGAGGAGGCGGAGCGGGCGCUCGCCUUGAAGCAGGACCUGAUCGACAAACUGAAGGAGGAGGUGGAGCAACAGAAAGGCUCGCUGGAGACCGUCCCUGUCCUGACCGCGCAGGCGGAGAUCUACAAGGCCGAUUUCCUUGCAGAGCGAGAAGCGCGAGAGAAGCUGAACCAGAAGAAGGAGGAGCUGCAGGAAGAGCUUAAUAAGGCCGUGACCGAGAUCGAAAGGCUCAAUCAGGAUCUCUUAUCACGUGAACGUAUGGAGCAGAUGAAGAAGAGACACGUGAAAGACUUCCCCCAGCGACCCGUCCUCAUUCCCCCUCCGCAAGGAAUGUUUCCUGCAGGAGCCUUCAACACAGUCCCCCCAGCCCAGUCUUUCCGGAACCAGGUACCAGUCAACGAUCGAGGAGCACCAGGAGCCGAAGAGCUUCCCGAUUUAUGUUGCCCGAAGUGUCACUACCUGGCUCCAGACAUGGACACGCUGCAGAUACAUGUCAUGGACUGUAUACAGUAACACCAGCAGGGGGCGCAUGGAAACACAAAUUUGUAGUAGAUAUUUGCAUUCAGUGUAUUUGCAUUUGGAAAACAAAACAAAAAAAAAAGUUUUGUUGUUGCACCUUACUCACACUCUGCCGUGCAAAUACACAACCCCAACGUGGAUCUUAAAGGUAAAAAUAAACACAUUAAAAUCAAACGGCAUGUCGAGGCAAUCGGAUCAUAAAGUGAAAGAGAAGAUAACGUCACAUUUUUCCCUACGCUGCUUCAUAAAUUCGUCGCUCAUCCUUUUUGAAUUCAUCUUAAUUUUCAUCCAAAACACCUGGCCUCUUAUUUCCUAACCCCACCCACUGUGCAUCGCUUCUGAAAACUCACUUUUUGAACAUGAUUCCACCUUUUUUUUUUAGUGCAAACCACAUGCGUCUUUCCUCCAACAUAUCAGUAUUUAUUGGACCUAUUAAAUAAUGUGAUAAAUCAGAGGAUUUUUUUAAAAUGCAUAAGAAUUAUUUAGUGAGCUUUAAAUAAAGAACAUUUAAAUAUGUUUUGGUUGCAAACGUAGCAUUUUGCAUUACCUCAAAACAUGUAUUAUGUGUUAGAGACGGAGUUACUCUUGUUGAAAAAAAAGUAGCCACUCUCUGUUUUCUGUGCCUGUGUUUUUAAAUGUGCUGCUGCUUGAACUCUGACGCUUAACCCCAGCACGGAGCUUGUUGUGCUCUUUAUUCUGUCUAAUCUUUACCCGUAACGCCUGCUAUUUAUCUAUAUGAAUGUAAACACAUUGAGGUUCCUUCACCAAUUGUGAUAAUAUUGUUUGUAAUUAAAAUCAUUUUGUUGCAAAUGGUCAAACUGUUGGAGAUUUGCAAAAAUAAAUUAGUUAUUAAAUUGUACUUGUCUUACCUAAGGCUAACUUAAUGAAAAUAAAACUGAUGUGUCAGCAUGCUGCA
Messenger RNA from Austrofundulus limnaeus, 3037 nucleotides. It is a transcript of the gene ikbkg, whose product is annotated as inhibitor of nuclear factor kappa B kinase regulatory subunit gamma. The transcript is spliced from 15 exons. Gene Ontology annotation, biological process: positive regulation of canonical NF-kappaB signal transduction. Gene Ontology annotation, molecular function: K63-linked polyubiquitin modification-dependent protein binding. Gene Ontology annotation, cellular component: cytoplasm; IkappaB kinase complex; nucleus. The coding region runs from base 337 to 2115 and encodes 592 amino acids. The record is from RefSeq and is a predicted model, not a curated record. Lineage: Eukaryota; Metazoa; Chordata; Actinopteri; Cyprinodontiformes; Rivulidae.